AUGCCGUUAGCCUCACGAACUAUUCCAAAUCCUAGCAAUGAAGCGAAUCAUCCAACCUCUCCUCCUCGAAAAACCCACUCGACUCGAUUCUGGAUUACUAUCAUCUCUCUUUGUCUUCUCGCGUUUGUCUCUGCCCUUGAUGUUAUGAUCAUCACUACUGCUCUCCCAACAAUUGUACAAGACGUUGGAGGCUCUACCCAAUAUACCUGGAUUGCUAACUCUUUCGUUUUCGCGUCAUCUGUCGUUCAACCUUUAGUCGGCCAAUUGGCCAAUACUCUUGGCCGCAAGACCCCCAUCCUAGGGUCCAUUAUCUUCUUCACGGUUGGCAGCACAAUUGCGGGAGCAGCUUACAACAGCGCCAUGAUCAUUGCAGGAAGACCAACCCAAGGACUUGGUGCUGGGGGCAUUUAUGUCUUGAUCGAUAUCGUCUAUUGUGAUCUGGUACCGCUCCGCAACCGUGGGACAUAUCUUAGAAUCGUCAAUUCUUGGGCAGGCAUUGCGGCUGCUCUAGGUCCCGUUUUAGGCGGCAUUCUCGGCGAGAGGAACUGGCGAUGGAUAUUCUUUAUGAAUCUCCCAAUCUAUGCACUACCGCUGAUCACAAUAUUUUCUUUCAUAGACCCAAAAUCGGGCAGCGGAAUUGCCAGUAUCAGAAAUCUUGAUUAUUUUGGGAACUUCAUUUUCAUUCCAAGCAUGGUCGCAUUCAUAUUUGCGUUGGUGACCGGAGGGAGUGAAUACCCUUGGUCUUCCUGGCGUAUUAUUCUUCCUUUGGUCCUCGGAGUCAUUGGCUGGAUUGGAUUUCAUAUUCAACAACACUAUUUCGCGAGCAAUCCUAGUAUACCAACACGGCUAUUUAGUAACCGAACUUCAGCUGCUGCGUACGCCUUGGCAUUUUUGGGUAGUCUUCUGCUUCAAAAAGCCGGGCUAUUUCUUCCCGUUUACUUUCAAGUUGUUCUCACUACGACGGUAUUUGAUUCCGGCAUUUACUUCCUCCCUCUAGCGAUAGGAACACUAUUCUCCGCUGCCAUUACAGGCAUCUUACUUACAAAAACUGGUGCUUACCGACCCUUGCAUGCUGCCGCUUUCGCCCUUUCAAUUCUUGCGUAUAGUCUUUUCACACUGCUAAAUCGAAACACUCCAAAAGUUACUUGGGCAUUUUUCGAGCUUAUCAUCGCAGGGGGGCUAGGAAUAACUAUUUCCGUUAUCCUUCCUGCUAUCCUUGCUGCCCUGCCAGAGUCGGAUGUGGCAUCUGCAAUUGCAGCCUUCUCAUUUAUCAAAACAUUCGGGUUUAUCUGGGGUGUCACUAUCCCUUCUGUGAUUUUUAAUGCAGUAUUUAACGACAAUUUGUCUCUUACAUCUUCAUUAGAUUUGCGAAAACACCAAGCACGUAGUGUAUCCGAGACCCUAGAUCCAGAUGUAUGGGAUCAGGUUGUACAAGUUUAUAUCGUCAGUCGAGUGAGUGUUGUUGCACUUCUCUUAGUUGGAGCGGAGAGGGGCUUGGAGCUGUCCACUGAACUGAAAACUGAGUACGGUCUCAACGAAGAAAAGGGAAGUGAUGAAGCUCAUAACACUAAAGAGAAUCCAGGCCCGUAG
This is a messenger RNA of Daldinia decipiens, 1590 nucleotides long. Its product is annotated as major facilitator superfamily domain-containing protein. Bases 1 to 1590 code for a protein of 529 amino acids. Gene Ontology annotation, molecular function: transmembrane transporter activity. The transcript has 3 exons. Gene Ontology annotation, biological process: transmembrane transport. NCBI's taxonomy places the organism in Eukaryota, Fungi, Ascomycota, Sordariomycetes, Xylariales, Hypoxylaceae. The record is from RefSeq and is a predicted model, not a curated record.